AUGAAUUUUGUAUUUGCCAUUAAUGACACCCUUGAUAUCAGCUCAAAACUUAAAAGCAUUCAUGGCUCCUCCGUCUAUAAAAAAAAGGAGUUGAAAUUAACAUCAAAGUCCACCACCACCACCACAACAACAAUGGCGACUGCUAUUGUACCUCUCCUCGUCUUCCUCUUCUGCAUGGUCUCAAAAUCAGCCAUCACCGCCACCCCCGCACCGGCGCCACUGCCCCUCCGCAAAAAUCUAUCUCUUUCUCCCCCCACGGCGCCACACAAAGACAUAACCCCGCCGCGAAUCGAAAUGACCAAUGAAUGCAACUACGUGGCCCUAAUCAACUGUGCUCCCAACACCAUAUGGAAGUACGUGGACACUUCAGAGACUUGGACAUUCAACACCACCGGAGUUUCCGACGUGACGGACUAUAUGUGCAUGGUGGAAUGGGAUAACCCUCGGAACAAUAACAACGGGUUCGGGCCAGUAGACGGGUAUUUCUGUCCAUUUCCUAAGAAAAAAUGUGGGAGUAAUUGUCGGUGGAGAAUACAAGCGAAUGCGAGGUAUGCAGUUUAUGAUGAGUCUUCAAAGCAAUGGAUAGGUGAGCUUUAUUGGGAUAAUCUGGCAGCAGCUGCUCAAUUCUGCCAAUCAUGA
This is a messenger RNA of Ilex paraguariensis (yerba mate), 639 nucleotides long. The record is from the annotation of a GenBank genome assembly. NCBI's taxonomy places the organism in Eukaryota, Viridiplantae, Streptophyta, Magnoliopsida, Aquifoliales, Aquifoliaceae.